UAUAGUUUCAGGCGAACAGUCGCUGUGACAUCGCCGGCCCAAGCGGACAUGACACGCGGCUGCCAUGUUUAAUUUCUUCAAGAGGAAAGGCGGCAAACCCGAGGCCGCGGCGACGGCCGACGACGCCCGAAAACUCCCGAACCCCGACCAUACGAAAUUAACAUCAGUUACCGCGCGCGCGCAACGAAACGAACAGCCUAAUGACAAAACGAACAUACUACGCAAAGAUGUAGUGAACCUGUUGCUACCUGACACCGAUUACAACAACCAGAAGACUGGCGUUGGCGCUAUCCUGCAGAUUAUGGCCGGCAAAAGAAAACGGGGGAAAAGAAAGAACGUACGAGCCGAGUCGUGUCGCAUCAGCCCCUUGAAAGAGACGAAUGUAUUACAAAGGAGCAACUCCGAUCGGAAAGCGAGUGACGUAGACGUUCCCACACAAGCCAAAAAUAAUUCAGACGAUGCGGACUUCGUCAAAGCUUUGGUACUGCAGAAAUAUUCAAGGAACAACGAUAAUAAGGAACACGUGUCGUUAGUGUACGUGAACGAACCUGAUUUGGAUGAAAAAAAACAUGCGGAGGCAUUACUUAGAGAGAUCGCGCGCACUAUAGACUGCACCGUCGACAAAUUAAAUGAAACCAAACAAAUGGGAGGUACUGACAGCAAAGUUGAUAAGAGUGAACCUCUAUACGAGAGUAUUGACGAACGAAACUUGAAUUAUAGAAAUGAAUUGAAAGGGGAAUUGGAUAAACUUUUGAAUGCCGACAAUGGAGAAGCAGAUAGAAAUAGCGCGGAACCUGAGAGUGAAUCGCCAGGAAUAUCGAAGAAAUCGAAUCUGAAGCCUCCUAGGUCUGACACAGAAGGUUGUUCAGAUGACGACAGAUCAGACUGUGGGAAGAAGAGAGUCACGUUCAGAAAACACAUAGUCUUCGAUGAUGGGGAGCAGCAGACUGAUGAGGAAGUCUGUUCUUCUUUCGAAUCCCUUUCUUCUGAAGACGAAGAGUUUCUAGAAGAUGCUGACGACAUAAUAUUCGCUGAUAACACGACUGUUAUCAACGUUAAUAGUUGUGACAGCACGCCUCCAGUGACGAUUAAAGUAGAGAGUCCAGAGACUUUAAAAAGAAUAUCCAGUGACAAUAGUGAUAGUGGUUUUAUAGAAAUAGGUGAUAAGAGUGAAGUGACUGACAAGUUAGAGGACUGUGAAGGUAAUGAGAGUGAGAGUGAAGGUGAAGUGAGUGGGAGUGACUCUGAGGAGGAGAUUAUAGAGGAGAUAAUAGAAGAAGAAGUUUUGGAGACUUUCGUUGAUGGAGAAGAUGGAGAUUUGGAUGAACAGAAAACCCUGGUCUCCCAAGAGUCGAAGUUUCAAUCCCAAGUGGCGACGCUGACAGAGUUAGCGGACAAUAGAUGCGGGGAGGCUGAGAGAGCGAGGGAACUCAUCUCCGCUUAUAGGAAAGAAAUUGAGGAAAAGGAUCAGGAGAUAGAACAAUUAAAAUGCGAGUUAGCUUCAGCAUACAAGGAAUCAGAGCUGAUUCGUCAGAGAAGCCGCUCAUUGGAGGAGGAGCUGUCGGCAGCCAGGACCUGUUCCGCCAACUUGGCUGAUCAGCUACAUAGGCGGAAUGAUGAAUCAAUACGUCAACUCAGGGCGGAGUUGGAAGAUGCUCUGGGCCAGCGCGCCGAGCUCGAGUCUCGAGUGCUGGCGUUAGAGCGAGACAAGGAGAGAUUAGAGCAGGAGAAGAUAGUACAGGAACAGAAGGCACAAGAGGCCCUAGCAGCAGCAGAAGCCUGCACAUCAAAAUGGCGGGCAGCACACGAAGCAGCUCGAUCACAAGCCGCCGCCCGGGCAGAGCGCAUGCUGGCAGACUGCGAGUGGAAGAUGAGGGAGCUCGAGAAGAAGGCGAGAGACGCUGAUAAGCAGAAUAAAGAGCUAACAGCAACAGUAGAACAACUCAAAUCCGACCCCAAGCCGUCACCAGCUCAAGUAGCAGAACUCCAACAGCUCCGAGGAGUAGUCACAGAGCAGCAACGCUCGGUACAGUCACUGACGCUGCAACUCCAGAGAGUGGAGACGAGAGAGGAGGCGUUGAAGUUAGAGGUGCAUCGACUGAAGGAGCUGUUGGAGAGAGAGACUGUCAGUGGCAAGGAGAAGGAGGAGAGGCAUAGGAAGGAAGUCCAACGCCUAGAGCAGCAACACUCCAAGACCGUCGACUCUCUCCGCGCGGAACACCAGUCAGCCGCCGCGUCGUCCCGCGCGGCGCUCGAGCGCGCACACGCGGAGCGCACGCGCGCCGCGCUCGCGCAGCUCAGAGCUGAGGCUGAGCAAGAUGCUAGGAACGCUGAUAGGAAGCUGAGAGAAGUUACUACUAGGUUCGAAAACCUAAAAGAAGUGCUAGCUAACAAGGAAAGUCAGUUCGAGCACGCGAUAGCCGAAGCCCACAGCAAGGCGGACUGGGACAUCAUGCAGCUCAGACAUAUGCUGGACAAGGCUGAUAUCACGUACGCCAACAAGGUUGAAGAGAUGAGCGAGCGGUUUGAGAAGGAAAAAGAGAGUCUAAUAGAAGAGUGGUCAGAAAAGCUAAAAGUAGUAGAAGAACAAGCAGCCAGCGCCGCAGAUGAAGCUAAGAAUCUUCUAGAAUCUACCAGAAUGAAGCUCAUAGCCGAACGAAUGGAACAGGUCAAUAAACUCAAAGAACAACAUCGACAGGAGAUGGAUGACCAAUGGGAACAAUUUAUGGAAGACAAAGAGAAUUGUCUCGCGAGAAUGAAGACGGAGUGCAGACAGGAGGGAGAGGAAGAAAGAGUUAAACGAGAGAAGGAAUUGAUAGAAGAAAUAGCUGAAUUAAAGUCACAAUUGCAGUCACAAUCAAGUGAAUAUGACCAUUUGGCAGUCAAGGCAGCUGCUUGUGGCAGGACAUUAGCAGUAACAGAGCAGGAAUUAAGAGAAGCAUUGGCGAGGGAGAAGGAGUUGAGAGAGAAGAGAUCAGAAGAUGCUACCAAGAUUAAGCAGGUGGAGAAUGCCUCGAGGGACCAGAUUGAGCAUCUCACGAGGAAGUGCGCUUGUUUGAGGAAACUUUUCGACGACAUACGUGCCCGCCUAACAGCCCGGGAGCGCGCCGCCGAGCAGGACUCCAAGGCUAAGGAUAAAGAGCUCCACCAGCUGAGGGGCGAAGUCGCCAGGCUCACCAAGAUACUGUUUGAGCAGAACACUCCAAAACUAGGUGCUCGCACUAGGGCUGACGGGUGUGAGACUGCGCCCCCCGAGGAGACGCCAGCGGAGCCCCGGCGCAAGGGUAUGUCACCCUGUAUAUAGGUGGGACUCUUCAAACUCCCGAACCAGUCCGGAAACACUCGAUGUUACCCGAAGCCACGUUCGCGCGCCUAACGCCCGUAGAAAUUCAAAAUGGCCGCCGCCGGGCCAAAAGCGUCGACUUACCAGCGGUGCAAGUGCCAGUUAGAAUAAAACAAUUAGAAGAGAAGAAUAAAGAAUAAUAUUGAUAGUUUUCAAUGCACAUUGUCUGAGUAAAAACUUUACUAGGAUCCUUUGCACCAUUUAGCUAUUUUAACCAAAGCAUAACCAGCCGUAUACUUGCCGCGCAUUGCUCACAUCGGCGAUUUGACUACUGAAAAUGGUUCGGUUAUCGUUAUAGUUAAAUGGUGCAACUCACAGUAAAUAAUUGAAUUUUUAGGAAUUGAUACAUUGAGUGCUUUUGAUUUCAUUUUAGAAAAAAAAAUCACUUGAGAAAUAAUAUUGAAACGCUGUUUGAAUAUAUUCUUUAAGAAACUAGCUUGCAGCCGAUGUGUAUUUUAACUAUUAGUUUUAUUAGAGUCAAUGACUCUCGCUCGGCUAUGUAAGAGUUAGUUGAUAGAAACAGUCAUUGUGAAUUCAAUGAAGACCAUUUCAAAUAUUGCGUUUCAUAUGUAAGUAAUUUCAGACUUAACAUUUAAAUACCUCAAAAAAAGUGAAAAAUAAUGAAAUUUUUGUCACAAUGGCUCUAUCAACUCAUUCUACUAACAAAAAUGAGUACACUCGUAAUACUUUAUACUCUUUUGCUAAUUCGCCUCUGACUCCGAAGAGAAAGGGUAUAAAAGUAUACUAAAAAUAUAAAACUAAGUGCAAUAAUAAAUAAGUAUUUAUGUUUCUCAUUAUUAUUGUUAAGGUUUAAUAUAACAUUCUGACAAAGGAA
Molecule: messenger RNA, 4178 nt
Organism: Helicoverpa zea (corn earworm)
Lineage: Eukaryota; Metazoa; Arthropoda; Insecta; Lepidoptera; Noctuidae
Product: ciliary rootlet coiled-coil protein 2
Exons: 15
Coding region: 65-3304 (1079 amino acids)
Source: RefSeq, a predicted model, not a curated record